AGGGAGGUGAGCUAACUAUUGCUUUUUUUCCCACUUCCUACAACCACAACUCAUCAAACUCAUUAGAUAGAUGCUUCCAAGUCCUCAAAGUCACACAUAUUUUCUCUAUAAAAGCCCAAUGGAUACUGUCUGCUCUUCACAACAACAAAACAAGAUAUUAACAAAGAGACUUGCCUAUAGCCCUAGCAGCUCCUUCAACUCAACCAUGGCUUUUCCCAAGCUUUUCUUCAUUUCGUCUUUGCUGGUGGCGAUUUUGUCAGCCUCAAGCACCCAAAUGAGCCAUGCAGCUCGCCACCUUUUGGACACACCAGCAGCAGCUCCACCCCCAACACUGGCAAUCCCUACAAUCCCCUCUCUGCCAAAUCCCACUCAGCUGCCUCCCUUGCCUUCACUGCCAACACUUCCCAAGCCCUCAAACACCUUGCCUACACUUCCAACUGCCCCAACUCUGCCCAAGACCACAUUGCCUCCACUUCCCUCAACCCCAUUGCCUACACUUCCAACUGCCCCAACUCUGCCCAAGACCACAUUGCCUCCACUUCCCUCAACCCCAUUGCCUACGCUUCCAACUGCUCCAACUCUGCCAAAGCCGGCCACCUUGCCACCGUUGCCCUCUACCCAAUUGCCUACUCUCCCAACUACUCUGCCCCCAUUGCCAACCUCCCUACCCCAAAUCCCAUCUUUGCCAAAAUCCACAUUGCCUACGGUGCCCGCAACCCUCCCGCCAUUGCCAUCAUUCCCCUCAACAAUCCCUUCAAUCCCCACCAUUCCAACAACAAUUCCAUCGAUUCCAUUCUUCUCCCCUCCCCCAUCCAAUUAAACUACUUGAUAUAUUUAUGCCAUGUUUCUCCAUGAUUACUAGUAGAAGUAUACAAUCCAGUUUCUUGUCUGUGCUGGGGAGUCUUCAGAAUAUAUGAUUUGAUGGUUUCUUCUGUUUGAUGGUGGCUUAUUAGUGUAUGUAUACAGUAUACUUGUGACAGAGAGGCUGUGAGGGAUGUUAUUUUCCUUGAAUUCUUUCUUUGUUGGGAUCUUCUCGAUAUCUAUUGUAGCGUUUGUUGUUGUAUUAAUUCUUGUUAUGAUGAAUUAUAGUAUUAUUAUCAAAAGGCUUAUUCUUUAUUAUA
Messenger RNA from Prunus mume (Japanese apricot), 1121 nucleotides. RefSeq lists its product as uncharacterized. Lineage: Eukaryota; Viridiplantae; Streptophyta; Magnoliopsida; Rosales; Rosaceae. The record is from RefSeq and is a predicted model, not a curated record.